This is a messenger RNA of Penicillium argentinense, 933 nucleotides long. RefSeq names its product dihydrodipicolinate synthase family protein. Lineage: Eukaryota; Fungi; Ascomycota; Eurotiomycetes; Eurotiales; Aspergillaceae. Bases 1 to 933 code for a protein of 310 amino acids. The record is from RefSeq and is a predicted model, not a curated record. The transcript has a single exon. Gene Ontology annotation, molecular function: 4-hydroxy-tetrahydrodipicolinate synthase activity.
AUGGUUGGAAUUGAUAUGCGCGGCUUGACCCCGGCUCCGGUCACCCCCUUCACGAAGGAUGGCGCCGUUGACUACGAAGCCAUCCAGCGCCUUGGCUCCUGGCUCGGCAGCAUCGAUGGAGUGAAGGGCCUCGUGGUGCUGGGUCACGCUGGCGAAGGCACGUUUCUUACGACCGAGGAGCAAGUCUCCGUGAUCAAAGCAUUCGUCAAAUCGGUUGAGAACAAAGUCCCAAUAAUCGCUGGCAUCACCAGUGAAGGCACCGAAGUUGCCGCUCUUGAGGCCCAGCGGGCCAAAGAAGCUGGAGCCGCGGCAGGACUCCUGUAUCCGUCCCACGGCUGGUUGCGCUUCGGAUAUCAGCCUGGUGCCCCUCAAGCUCGGUACCGCCGGGUGUAUGAAGUCUCUGGCCUGCCCCUGAUUCUAUUUCAAUAUCCCGACAACACAAAGGCUACCUACAACUUGCAAACCAUGCUGGAUAUCGCCGCCCAGCCCGGAUGCUUUGCCAUGAAGAACGGCGUGCGCAAUAUGCGCCGAUGGGAUACCGAAAUUCCCGUCAUCCGCGCUCAACGGCCAGACCUGCAGAUCCUGUCUUGCCACGACGAAUACCUUUUGCACACCUCGUUCGAUGUUGACGGCUUCUUGGUAGGUUACGGAAACAUCGCUCCCGAGCCUCUCAUCGAGCUCAUCAAGGCCGGAAAGGCCAAGGACUACAAGAAGGCACGAGAGAUCCAUGAUCAGCUCUUGCCUAUCACCAAGAGCGUGUAUCACCGGGGAUCACACAUGGAGGGAACUGUUGCACUGAAACAUGCGCUUGUUGCUCGCGGAAUCCUGGAACACGCUACUGUUCGCCCGCCUCUUUUGCCCCUUGAGCCUAGUGCGGAGCAAGAAAUCCAUGCUGCUAUCAACGCCGCAUCACUCAGUAAGGUGGUCCUAUGA